Molecule: messenger RNA, 3075 nt
Organism: Candoia aspera
Lineage: Eukaryota; Metazoa; Chordata; Lepidosauria; Squamata; Candoiidae
Product: tetratricopeptide repeat protein 39A-like
Exons: 18
Coding region: 146-1846 (566 amino acids)
Molecular function (GO): protein binding
Source: RefSeq, a predicted model, not a curated record
GCGGUUCAGGUAGGGGUAGCGAGGCACCUGCGGGGCGGAGUCUACUCAGGCCGGACCGGCCGUUUCGCCUGCGUGUCGUCUCACAGGCUUCGGAGCGGCAGCCAGGAGUCUCGCUUCCGAGCUGGGAUCGCUCGCCCCUUCCAGCAUGGCUCUGGAAAGCGGCCACAGGAGGACGAGCACUUCCCUGGAGACGGCCUUAGCUGAGUGCACAGAGGCACUGAACUGUUUCCUGCAUAACCAGUUCAGUGAGAGCUUGGAAAUGCUGCAGCCCAGAACUGGAGAGAGCAUGUACCAUGCCUUAAUUUAUGCCACCAUCCUGGAGAUGCAAGCCAUGAUGACCUUUGAACAUGACGAUAUUGUCCAUGCGGGGCACACCAUGAAAGAAGCCCAGGAGAUCUGUCAGAGAUUUCGGAGGAAAACCACUGUGACUGGUACCUUCUCUAGUCGGCAAGGUGGAGAUGCUUGUACAGAAGAGGAACUGCAUGCUGAAGUGUGCUAUGCUGAAUGCUUAUUGCACCGGGCAGCCCUCACCUUCCUCCAGGAUGAAAACAUGGUGAAUUUCAUAAAAGGAGGAAUCAAGGUGCGUAGCAGCUAUCUCAUCUACAGAGAGCUGAACACUUUCAUCCAACCGAGUCACUUGCCUACAAGCCCUGUUCGCAUCCAUCUGGAGGGGGGGAUUGCUCUUGGCAUUGGUGCCUUCAACUUGACUCUCUCUCUCUUUCCACCCCGGAUUCUGAGACUUCUGGAAUUUGCUGGGUUUUCAGGGGACAAGGAUUAUGGUUUGCAAAAACUACAUCAGGGAGCCACCACACCCAACCUGCGGGCUCUACUUUGCACAAUGUUGCUUCUCUGCUACUAUACUUUCCUUACCUUCAUUUUAGGGAUUGGUGAAGAUGAUUUCACAGAGGCUGAGGCCCUACUGAAGCCAUACCUCUCCUGCUACCCCCAGAGUGCCAUUUUCUUGUUCUUUGCUGGGAGGAUAGAGGAAAUCAAAGGGAACAUCAAUGAGGCCAUCAAGAAAUUUGAGGAAGGCUGCUCAGCCCAGCAAGCCUGGAAGCAGUUCCAUCAUAUGUGCUACUGGGAACUGAUGUGGUGCUUUGCCUACAAAGGAAUGUGGAAGAUGGCCUACUUCUACGCAGAUCUGCUGAGCAAGGAGAACCGCUGGUCUAAGGCAAUGUAUGUGUACAUGAAAGCUGCCUUCCUUAGCAUGCUGCCCCCUGAUGAGCCACGGCCUUUUGGUGAAGUAGAGGCUGAACUUUUUCGGCAGGUCUCCUCCUUCAAGCAGAAGAUUGCAGGGAAAUCACCACCCACAGAGAAAUUUGCCAUCCGCAAAGCAAGGCGCUACAAAUCCAACGACCUGGUUCCCUUACCUGUGCCAGCCCUGGAAAUGAUGUACAUGUGGAAUGGAUUUACAGUGCUGGGCAAGCAGCAAGAGCUGUUGGAAGGAACUUUGGACACUCUGAUACAGGCUGAGAAGCAGCUACAAAAGGCACCAGCCAGUGAGUACCAGGUAGAUGACCAGUGUCUUGUGUUACUUCUCAAAGGCCUAGUCUUGAAGCAUUUGCACAGUUUGGCUGAGGCUGAGGCAUGCUUCAGUGCUGUCCAUAGCAGUGAAAAGAAGAUCAGGUAUGAUCAUUACUUGGUACCCAAUGCACUACUGGAGCUGAGCCUGCUGUAUGUGGCACAAGGCCAAAAUGAAGAGGCUGUACAGCUGCUCCGCAGAGCCAAGAACAACUACAAAAAUUAUUCAAUGGAGUCACGAACGCUGUUCCGGAUCCAUGCUGUAUUGUCCAAACUCAAGGCUGGCCAGGAAGAAAAUGGCGCAGAUGGAACCAGUCCUUCCUAAGGCAUCAAGGUUCCUCACAAACUGUUCUUAGGAAUUCUUGGACCAAAGAGAGAACUGCCAAAGUACGAGGGCUUGUGAUGCUGUCUUCCUCCCAUUAGAAGAACUGUGUUGUCAAUAGUUGUUCCACUGGGCUACUGGUCUAGUGUUUGAUGUGUUGUGGUGAGAAUGGAUGGGUCUUACCUAACCGGAUUUCAGCUUCUGAAACCAGGGAGCAGCUACAAAAAUACUGCUUGCUAAUCAAUGAAGCUGACAGGAGCAGCUUAUCUUCAUUAUUCCAUGAUCAAUUCUGUCAGGGUCAACCAAGUGAGGGCUACUUUUGUCCUAUUUUCUGUCCCGUUUCAAUCUCAUAACUUUGAAAUAACCUGGAUGUUCCAGGCUCCUAAUGUUUUUUUAUUUAAUAUUUCUUGGGAAAUCCUUAUCCACUUUUUCUCAGUCUGUACUCCUUGACCAGCAAGACACAUCCGAUGGUCGGUCCUGUCACAUUGGGAGUGAGCUUAACAGUGCAAAUAAUUCAGCAAAGACUUCCAGUUUUGGCUGGAAAUAUGAUAGAACCUCAACUCUCUGCAGUGGCCUUCUUUUUCAAAAGGACAGAGAAUUUUUUUUUACAAAACUGAUCAGCUCAGUCUCUAUUUAAGGACAUUUCUAAAUGUUGGAAAGAAAUUUAAAAUGUUUACAGCAUUUGGGACAUGUGCAAACAAUCUGGCCAAAGUCCCUUAAAUCAGGAAGCAGCUCAUCAUCCUUGUACUGCAGAUUGGUGAAUAGUAACUGGACUUACACAUUUUCAAAAGCUUCUGACUACUUCCAGAAUUCUGUUCACAGGUCAAUACUUGCCCUAGUAUUUUCUUUGCUGAUAAUGUUGGCAAAACCAGCUGAUGAACCUUAUCAAUUUUCAGUCUGGCUAUUGUAUUAGCAACUAAGUAUGAUUUUACAGAUUCACUGGGGUAUUGAAAUAUGGUGUUACUUUUUUAAAAAAAGGCUAGCAGUUUCUAUGCCUUUGUUGGUAAUUCCAUCCACCCAGGACACUUCUUGCUGUACUGUUACUCAGGAUUGCUUAUUAGAUAUAUGGCUAAGCCAAUAAGCCAAUCUGGUUUUUGUUGUUCUUGUUUGCAUUCCUCCUUUGGUGUAACUAGCAUUAACAAUGAAGGAAGAGCAAAAAAAGGACAAAAUUUUUGGUAUCUCUUCUUUUGUUGUGUGGUCAUGACAUUUGAACAUGCUAUCUCUUGUUGAUU